AUGGAUACCCCAGACACUAGCAGUCUAGCCCUUGAGCUAGACAUCCUCGGUCAGCUUCCCGCGCUGAGGAUUUACACCCAAAUCAGCCUGUGCUUCCCCGUUCCUGACCCCGCCGCUCACCCCACCAUCGUCGACACCUUCAACAAGGGUCUUGAGCGACUCUCGACAAGCUUCCCUUGGGUUGCGGGACAAGUCAAAUGCUUUGAUGAGAGCGAGGGAAAUACCGGCACCUUCAAAAUCGUCCCCCUUGACAAGACACCACCUGUCGUGGUCAAGGACCUUCGCAAUGACCCCUCUGCGCCCACAAUGGAGGGCCUCAGAAAGGCCGAGUUUCCCAUGAGCAUGUUUGACGAGAAUGUCAUUGCGCCUAGAAAGACACUGCCUAUAGGCCCCGACUAUUCGCCAGAUAACCCUGAGCCUGUUCUGAUCUUUCAACUCAACUUUAUCGAGGGUGGUCUGAUCUUGACCGUCAACGGCCAGCACGGAGCUAUGGACAUGACUGGACAGGGAGAGCUCAUCCGCCUGCUAUCAAAAGCCUGCCGGAAUGAGCCCUUCACAGAAGAAGAAAUUGCGACAAUGAAGCUGGAGAGAAAGACAAUUGUCCCAUUCCUAGAGGGUAUCGAGGAAGCCGAGCUUGAUUCUCAUCUCGAAAACCAAAUCCUCAAGACUCCUUCAACACCUCCACCGGCUCCUCCAGAGCCAGCACCUGCCAGCUGGGCGUUCUUUUCCUUCAGCAACCAAUCACUUCACGAGCUCAAGGCCAAAGCAACAAGCACACUUGAUGCAUCUACGCAAUUUGUCUCGACCGAUGAUGCACUCACAGCAUUCAUCUGGCAGUGUGUUUCUCGAGCACGCCUCGCCCGCCUAGAUCCCGCAGCCGAGACCAAGUUUUCUCGCGCUGUCGACGUGCGCACUCAGGUUGGAGCUCCCAAGGGUUAUCCAGGCCUUCUACAAAACAUGACCUACCACAGCGGCACACUACAGCAAAUCGCAGACGGUCCCCUCGGCGCCGUAGCAUCAAACUUCCGCUCCGAGCUAGGACGAGACCGUCUCGAGUUCCGCACUCAAGCCUUUGCGACAAAACUCCACCGCACCCCAGACAAGUCCAUCUUCUCCCUCACAGCGGGCGCCGACCCAUCAGCCGACAUUAUGCUCAGCUCGUGGGCCAAGGUGGGCUGCUACGAUCUCGAAUUUGGCUUUGGGCUGGGAAAGCCCGAGUCGGUCAGGCGGCCGCUAUUCGAGGCCUUGGAGUGCCUGAUGUACCUACUGCCCAAGAGACCGGAUGGGGAGAUUACGGCGGCUAUCGCGUUGAGGGAUGUGGAUAUGGAGAGGUUGAAGGGGGGUGAGGAGUGGUCCAGAUAUGGGCGAUUUAUCGGGUAG
Molecule: messenger RNA, 1380 nt
Organism: Fusarium keratoplasticum
Lineage: Eukaryota; Fungi; Ascomycota; Sordariomycetes; Hypocreales; Nectriaceae
Product: Trichothecene 3-O-acetyltransferase
Exons: 1
Coding region: 1-1380 (459 amino acids)
Source: RefSeq, a predicted model, not a curated record